This is a messenger RNA of Pseudo-nitzschia multistriata, 1260 nucleotides long. NCBI's taxonomy places the organism in Eukaryota, Bacillariophyta, Bacillariophyceae, Bacillariales, Bacillariaceae. The record is from the annotation of a GenBank genome assembly.
AAUAAUUGGGAGUGUCACCGUUACAGCACUGUGGCACUAGCAUUAAUCUUCGUACAAUGCACUGUAGCACACAACAAAGGAAUUGGAACCUACUUCAGCCCUUUAUCGAGAACGUUCUUUCUUUUGCUUGCAUGUUAAAAAAAUAAAAAAUGCUUCACGAUGCGCCCCAUGUUUCAAAAUCGACUUCACCCACACAAGGCAUCAUACUCGUGAUCCAGCUUUACCCUCACAACAAUACCGUACACCAACAGYCCGUGCACUACUGAGACAUCGAAAUCGAACCAGUUGAUUUCCUGUCUAAAGAAGCGAAUGAUUAGUUCAAUGCCAAAAGGCAUGGCGUGCGAUAGCGACAGCGUCUCCGAUGAAUCCUCUAAAGUACGARCAUGGUGCGAAAACGAAGGGAGCAUGUUCAACAUCGUCGGCUCCAACCCCGAUUGGAGCUCGGAUCGCCGUGACACAAUCAAGUGGAUCAUGAAGGAAAAGAAAAAGCGAGACCGAUACCCUCUUUCGAAAGACAUUUACGCUUUCUUUUUCGUGGCCCCGGUUUUCAGCGUCGAAUAUUUCUUCUCCCUCUACGUAGUCGCCCUCAAGUACACCGUCUUCGCGAUCCUCGCGACAGACAUUCGGUUCGAUGCCAUUCACGAUGAGAACAAGGGAGCAACGGCGGCCAAGUUCUUUCUGAUUCCGGUUGCAAUUGCCAUGCAAGACGAUCUGAUCAACAGCUACUUUUUCUUUGGAAACGCUAUCUAUUGCAAUUCAGCACUUGCUUUCAGCAAGCACGCGACUAAAAAAAAACUCGCCUUCAGCUUUCUGUUGAGAACAGUCGAUGGCUUCUUUAGCCUUGCCGUAAAUUUUGGCGUAAUGGUAACGACUGACACGACCCUCGGGGUCUUUCUAAACUUUGCUGCCCUGAGCUUUUUGCAGUCGAUCGACGACGUAUUUUACGAACUGGUGAUGCUGGGAUUUUUUGGUGACAGGAUGGAACACAUGGCAUCUGUCUGUGCCGAAAUCACUUUUCGCCGUCGGUCUGGAAACGACAAUAAUAAAAUAUGUGGCUUGCUGCGGAUCAGCCAUCUUGACACGAUCCUUUUUUUGGUUACCUUGUUGAUAUGCCUCGUGAUCUAUAUCUACAUGACGCUUCGCAUAUACGGCUACUUCGACGAAGAUCCCCCCGACGUUACCAAAUCGACCAACAAGACCAUCUUGUUAUAUUAGACCUUUCAGUAUGAACCUAUUCGAAACUAAAACACGAGACCAACC